Molecule: messenger RNA, 3398 nt
Organism: Siniperca chuatsi (mandarin fish)
Lineage: Eukaryota; Metazoa; Chordata; Actinopteri; Centrarchiformes; Sinipercidae
Exons: 9
Coding region: 130-1314 (394 amino acids)
Biological process (GO): Arp2/3 complex-mediated actin nucleation
Cellular component (GO): actin cortical patch; Arp2/3 protein complex
Molecular function (GO): actin filament binding
Source: RefSeq, a predicted model, not a curated record
CGCCCACGCUUGAAGGAGUAGCAAGAAGACUUCUUACCUGUCAAUUGCAGUCACUGCUAAAUUCAUGUGUAAUAAUCCUGUCCUGACAGGAGGGAGUAUUUUAUAGCUGUUUAUAGUAUUUGUUUAAGUAUGGACAGCGAGGGGAGAAAAGUGGUGGUCUGUGACAAUGGGACAGGGUUUGUCAAGUGUGGCUUUGCUGGAUCCAACUUCCCCGACCACAUCUUCCCUGCCAUAGUGGGUCGACCACUCAUACGAUCAACCACCAAAGUGGGCAACAUUGAGAUUAAGGACCUGAUGGUGGGUGAUGAGGCCAGCGAAUGUCGCUCCAUGCUGGAGGUGUCCUACCCGAUGGAGAACGGCAUGGUGCGCUGCUGGGACGACAUGAUCCACCUGUGGGACUACACCUUCGGUCCCAACCGCCUGAAUGUCAACCCAUCAGAGUGCAAGAUCCUACUGACUGAGCCGCCCAUGAACCCAACCAAGAACCGGGAGAAGAUCACAGAGGUCAUGUUUGAGAAGUACCAGUUCCACGGCAUUUAUGUGGCAAUUCAGGCUGUGCUCACUCUGUAUGCUCAGGGUUUGCUGACCGGUGUGGUCAUCGACUCGGGGGAUGGUGUCACCCACAUCUGUCCGGUGUAUGAGGGCUUUUCUUUACCCCACCUCACACGCAGGCUGGACAUCGCAGGACGUGACAUCACACGUUACCUCAUUAAGCUCCUGCUUCUCCGUGGUUACGCUUUCAACCACACGGCCGACUUUGAGACAGUGCGUAUGUUGAAGGAGAAUCUCUGCUAUGUGGGUUACAACAUCGAGCAGGAGCAACGCCUGGCCACAGAGACCACCUACCUGGUCGAGUCGUUCAUGCUCCCUGACGGCCGGCAGGUGAAGGUGGGUGGAGAGAGGUUUGGGGCCCCUGAAGCUCUCUUCCAGCCUCAUCUCAUCAACGUAGAGGGAGCAGGAGUGGCUGAGCUGCUGUUUAACACCAUCCAGGCUGCAGACAUUGACCUGAGGGCAGACUUCUAUAAGCACAUUGUUCUGUCAGGAGGAUCCACCAUGUACCCCGGCCUCCCAUCCAGACUGGAAAGAGAGAUCAAGCAGCUCUACCUGGAGAGGGUGCUGAACGGAGACACGGAGAAACUAUCAAAGUUUAAGAUCCGCAUCGAGGACCCUCCCAGGCGUAAACACAUGGUGUUUAUGGGCGGAGCGGUGCUGGCCAACAUCAUGAAAGACAAGGACUCCUUCUGGCUGAGCAGGGCAGAGUACGAGGAAAAGGGCUUGGGAGUGCUAAAAAAACUGGGAGUUGGAGUCAGAUAAAUAUAAAACAUAUAAAGGAAAAUGGAACAAUUUUUCAAUUAGUCGACUGACAAAAAAUUGACAUUGAAUUUUGAUAAUCGUUUCUUUGGCAUUUAUCAAGUUAAAAUGCCAAACAAUCUCUUCUUCCAGCUUCUCAAAAGUGAAGAUUUGCUGCUUUUCUCUGUUUAUAUCAUUAUAAAGUAAACAUCUUUGGGUUUUGGACUGUUUUGGUCAAAACAAGCAAUUUGAUGGGCAGUUUUUCACUAUUAAUGACAUUUUAUAGACUAAACAAUUACUUGAUUCAUUGCAAAAAUAAUAAUAUGAUAUUACAAAUAAUUGUUAGUUGCAGCCUUAUUCCCUGCUGAGGUGAAGUUUUAUAACAGCAAAUAUGAGAAUGUCAAAAAAUGCCAAAAAAAAAACAUUUUCUCUACUACAUGUACAGCGUAGUCUAAGUCUCAGGCAUCUGUUCGUUUGUUACUUCCAAAACAUCUGACCAUAAGCUGGGCAGCACUCCAGCCUUAUGAACGAGCCGGCGGUUGGCACAAGAGGAUUUUUGAGGAAGUGGUUUAUUUUGCAUUAUUUUACCAUAAAUAUGUUUGAGACACACUGAACAGAUACAGUAUAUGGAAACCUGAAACUUAUAUUAACAUUUUUAGACACUGUGACUACUAAAUCAGCAAUUUUGGAAACAUGCAUUGUUUUUCUGUCAUUUAAACUGGUUCUCUAAUUUAUAACAUUUGGGGGAAAUUCUGUCCAUAAAUGUCAAGCCCAAAUCUAAACUCAUAUUGUGUCCAGAGUUCCUGGGACUUUGUAAAAGGCUACUGGAAACAAUGAGACAGUUAUGUUAAUAUAUGCUGGCAAACGCCGCUGAUUUCUGACUGAAGUAGUCAGAAGUUUUUUGCCUAGAUAUUUUGCCUAGAUAUUUUUUUCAUUUGGGCAAUAUCCAUCCUAAUAUUUUGUUACACACAUGAGGAUUUAUUUUACAGCAUCAUCCUUCUAAGAUGCUUUUAGAUACAUUUUAACAACUAUGCCAAUUAAGCCUUGUGUAAAAAGUGAGCAGUGCUGUAUUUGAUUUGUUAAUAGCUGAAAUAGAGACUAUAAAUAUCAAAUCUCAUUAGAAACCACAAACCUUGAAUAAAUAACACAUUUGAUGGUAGUUUAAAGGCAGGAGUAAACUGGUGUUAUUUGCUGCCCUCUGGUGGUUGAGUUUGUUUGUGACAUCAGCUCACAACAGCCACGAUCUCACUACAAUACAAAGCUGGAUGUAACAACAUUGUGAACAGAUAUUGCAAUUUUUAUUGCGAUACUGAGUUACCUGACAAAAUACAGUAAUGUGUUUUUACACUGAAAAGAAAUAGUGAGCUCUCACAAUGAACACAUGCUUCACGCACACACGCACCACAUUCGCAGAACCUUCACGUUAAAUGAAAAAGCAUGCAAUAAUGUCCAAAACACAUCAUAGUUCUCAAAAUGAACCUCCUCAGCUGAUUAAAAACUCCAGAUGUUGAAAAUCCAUACUUAGGUUUGAUAUCUACCCAUCAAAUUCAACAAUUAAAAGUUAGUUUUAAAUACACAAUAUGAUAAUUGAUAAUGACACUGAGUUGAACAGUCAGUUGAUAGUGAUGACUUGCAGCAGGAGCCACCAGAAGCUGGUGGCUUUUUACAUUUACAUUCUACCAGUCACCGUGAGGUCCUGGUUUAUUGGUCAGACUGUCCUCUCAGUCCGGGUUGUAACGCAGUGUUAUUUUACAGUACAGUAAACAGUAGAACUCAAAAGCAGUGGAUUGAAAAGUGAAAUGAAUGCAGUUGUGAAAGGAUUAAAGUCUGACACUGAAAAAGAUUUUAAUACAUUCGCAAGUCAUUCAGUAAAUCUGUUGCAGGUUAUCUCAGUGUGUCGAUGUGAUGCUUUUUUUUCUCACAUGGUUUUAAAAACAGAGAGCUGAUGCUUUUCUAUCACUUCCCUCCUACUCGCUUAUUACUCCACCUGCCAAAAACACUUAAUAGAAUACGCGAGCAAGGAGGAGAGUCUGCGCUUUUUCUCAAAAAGCAAAAAUAAAAUUGUCUCUGUGGGUGAUUCUAAAAAUAAACAGCUGAUUUAAAGCUUC